Polychytrium aggregatum is the source of this 3115-nucleotide messenger RNA. RefSeq lists its product as uncharacterized. The transcript is spliced from 9 exons. Bases 116 to 3055 code for a protein of 979 amino acids. Gene Ontology annotation, cellular component: nucleus; cytoplasm. Lineage: Eukaryota; Fungi; Chytridiomycota; Chytridiomycetes; Polychytriales. Gene Ontology annotation, biological process: intracellular signal transduction; mitotic cell cycle; protein phosphorylation. The record is from RefSeq and is a predicted model, not a curated record. Gene Ontology annotation, molecular function: ATP binding; histone H3T3 kinase activity.
CCGAUCCCCGUCCGAUCCCCGCCUGAUCAUUUCCUCUGCACUCCACACUCCCCCCCCCUCUCGCUCUCUGCAUCUGAAGGAUAUCCCGCUGCAGCUGGAGCAUGUCGAUGCGAGGAUGCAGGGUGCCGGAUUCAAGGUCGUUCGAACGUACGGGCGCAAGCAAAACACUCGCCUGAUCCAGAAUGCCAACAACAAUGUCUUUUUCAACCCUGGCCAGACUCGCAAACCGCUCACCCUCGACAGCGACAGUGACAGUGACAACGACAACGACGACAACGACAACGACGGCACCAGUGAUGGCCAAGGUGAUGGCGAUGGCAGGUCGACCGGAACCCAGGAACACAGCUCGGAACUGAGUGCCUGCCGCUCGGACGAUCCUCGGGAUAGCGAUUACAAGGAUGAGGAUGGCCCGAGGAGCAAGCCAGAGACACUGCCGGCCCGGGCUCGCCAGCCUCCCAGAGCAGGCCGUCGUCCACCUCCAGCAUCAAUGCGGCCAACACCAUCACAACCAGCACCAGCAUCGGCACAACCGCUACCAGCACCACCGCAACUUGAUCCACCCGGUGAUGUUGAGAUCCCUGCUCCAUCUGCCAAACCCGCCAAGCGGGGCCGAAAGCCCAGGGCCGCUCCGGCUCGAAAGCCCAAGCCGUCGUCCAAGCAGACGUCCACCGAUCUGCUCGCAAGUCCUGCUUCUGCCCCGCUGGCUCCAAGCAAAACCAGGACAUCGCCCAGUGCCCUCGGAUCUCUCUCCAAGACCCGCCAGCCUCGGAUUCGGAAGCCAAAGACCCCGGCCGGAUCGGCUGUCUCGCAGUCGCUCCACUCCCAGGGAGUCUCGAGAUCCACCCCGAUCGCCUCGACUCAUCGAGUCUUCAAAUCCCUCGCCGAGCAGCUGGGCAGUCCGAUUGUCAUCCUACCGGGAUCGCCGACCCACCCAUCCAGGACCGAUCGAGCACCUACAAACCAUGGCAUGUCCGGCGGCUCAUCGCUCAUCCAGGAGCAUGAUCCCGUCAACGAAACCAAUGCCUCUCCAAACUCAGAAACCACGGCCGGAGAAGGAGGAUUCAGUAUCGCCCAGCCCGACGAACCCGGAACACCGCCCGAUCGGAUAUCUCGUCUGCUCGGCGGUAUGGGUGUCGUUCGACUUGCAAAGACCACCGAGCGAGCCGCCCCGAUUGCCCAUUCCAGCGAUUCAUGUCACAGCCCGCUCGCUCGAGCCGCUCUCAGAGCCAGUGCCCGGAGAUACAACCUAUCCAACAAGCGCUCGCAAGAGCACCCGACAGCAGUCCCGAAUCCCACUGACGCCAUCUCGCCGCCACGAUUCGAUUUCUCGUUCUUGUCGCCAGGCGGCAUCGCUGCCUUUGCCGAGCUGUCGCGGAGACUGUCGCAUAUCUCACGGAUAUCAGGGGAUCUGGGCGACUUGGGCGACAUGGAUUCGUUCGAAAUCGAGCCUGACGACGAUGCAGAUUCGGUGACCGAGAGCCCGACUGGUAUCCAAAUCCUGACCCCGAUCCGCGGCCGCAGUGAUCCGUCCAGCCCAAGCUCGGACGAGACGGUUGCCGUCUCGGAUGCGAAUCUUGAGAUAUCGGAUGUCGACGAAUCCCAGCCUGAGCCUGGAGAAGCUGAAGUCGACACAGUCCCAAUCGAGCCUGGAAGGCCCAAGCCAGAGUCGAUCCCAACCAGCGAUUGUGAGCCUGAGAGACUAGCCCGAGCCUCGGCCCUCACGAAGCUGGCGGUGCAGAGGAGAAAGUCAAGGCGCACCACUCUGCAACUGGAUUCGCUGGAACACCACAGCGGCAGUGGGAGUAACGGCGACAGCGAUGACGACGACGACAGUAUCGGAGACAGCACCCACGAAAGCCUUGGCAACGAUGGCGACAGUAAAGAUCAUGACACCCGGGGCGAUAGCAACGAUGACACGCGCGAUUCAAGUGACUCUACGAAUCUCGAUUCCAUGAUCAGCCACAUGUCUCUCCAAGCAGCCAUGCUGCCACCAGCGACACCAAAGGCGAAACGUCGGCAGGUUGGCCUCCGGGAUCUGCUGCAACUUUGCAGCCAAACUGAGCCCACGACGUUCAGCGGGCAGUACACGACCAAAUCCCUUUUCAAGUGGAAAAAGCUGGCCGAGGCGACUUUUGCCGAAGUCUAUAUCUUCACAGAGCCCGGAGAAAAGAGCAGAAGCAUCGUCAAAGUCGUGCCCUUCGGCAAGCCCGAGAUUCUUGUCAACGAGACGCCCCAGAUGAGUGUGCAACAAAUCUACCAGGAGGCCGUCAUCACCCAAACUAUGGGCAAUCUCGACGGGGCAUCCAACUUUGUGCGCAUGAAGCGUUGCAAUGUGUGCCGAGGCCCGUACCCCAAGGAGCUGCUCAAAGCUUGGGACCGGUAUGACAAGCAGAAGGAAUCCGAAAACGACCGUCCGGACUACUUUGAAAGCGACCAGCUCUUUGUCAUCUGGAUCUUGGAGGAUGCCGGCACCAGCCUGGAGGAUUAUCCGCUGCAGACGUGGAAACAGGCCAUCAGCAUCAUCCUGCAAGUGGUUGCAUCGCUGGCGAUCGCCGAGCGGACGGUGCGGUUUGAGCAUCGCGAUCUGCACUGGAGUAACGUCAUGGUCUCGGAAACCGAUGCCGGAACAAUCCAGUACUCGGGCUUGGAAGCGACGACAGAGCUGACAGUCCCAACUCGCGGUCUAAAGAUCCACAUCAUCGACUACACCCUGUCACGAAUCGAGAUCGACAACGAGCUUUUCUUUGUCGAGCUUGAGGACGAGGACUUUUUCACGGGAACAGGCGACUACCAGUUUGAGAUCUACCGCAUGAUGCGGGAACUAACCCAGGGCAACUGGGCACGACGCACACCCAAGACCAACGUCAUGUGGAUCCACUAUCUCUUCGAGAAGCUCCAGGGCUCCAAGAAGCUCCCCAGGAUCAAGGGCCGGUGGGGCAAAGACAUUGAAGGACAGAAGGAGCUCCGGGCAUUUGGUGCUCGGAUCAUGGGAUAUGCGACGGCCACGGAGAUGCUGCAGGACCCGCUCUUUGACCAGAUCCACGAACUGCCAUGACCAUGGCUUCCGGAUGGGCAGAGCGUCGGGCUCGGCGAAUACAUCUGUCGAUGAAACCGA